This is a messenger RNA of Gymnodraco acuticeps, 756 nucleotides long. RefSeq lists its product as uncharacterized. Bases 1 to 756 code for a protein of 251 amino acids. The transcript is spliced from 6 exons. The record is from RefSeq and is a predicted model, not a curated record. NCBI's taxonomy places the organism in Eukaryota, Metazoa, Chordata, Actinopteri, Perciformes, Bathydraconidae.
AUGUGUUUAAUACAAAGGUCCUUUAUUGAAGCUGGGUACACGGUCUACAGGAAGGAUGUGAUCCAGCACCACCUGAAAUCCGAACUGCAUCAAUACAGUGUGGGAAAGCAGGCGUCCCUGGCUUCAGGCCUCAGUGUGGUGCAGGCUUUUGAGCCCAAUAUUGUCAUGGAGCAUGAAGCCAUCAUAGGAGGGUUCAAAUGCCUAUACUGGCUCAUGAAGAAUGAAAUAUCGCACCACAACAACUACCCAAAGCUCCUCAGCCUAACGCAAUUAUUGGGUUGCAGCUACUUUGCAAAGCUGAAGCUGGACCAGAGGAGUAAUUAUCACUCCCACAGGAUUGUGGACGAAAUGCUGGAGAUCCUUGCGAAGAUUGUAGAGUCCUCUAUCAUGGAGAAGAUGAGGGCCUCAGCAGCUAUCGGCCUUGAGGUGGAUGAAACCACAGAUGUUUCUGUGAUCCGGCAGCUCGAUCUACAUGUCAGACUCCUGGACAAGGAUGGACUCGUCUACACGCACUUCCUUGACCUGGUCCCAUUGGACGAUGGGAAGGCUGAUACAGUUGUUGCUGCCAUCAAACGCGUGAUUCAGGAGAAGGGGCUCCCGACUAACAAGCUAUACGGGCUCGGGACUGAUGGAGCAGCAGUGAUGACUGGUCGUCUGAAUGGUGUGGCCAAGCAGCUCACUGAUGAUAUCCCGUGGCUGUGGCCUGCGCGGCCCAUAGACUGGCGCUGGCGUGUAAGGGGGCCUCAGAGACGGUGA